UUUUUCAUCUUUUGUGGUUCAGAGUUUAAUUAUAUCUAUUGUUUUAAGUUGAUAAUUGUAAAUUGAGAGAUGUAUAAAAGAUCGAUCGAUGGCCAAAAUUCGGGCCAAAUAGCUAGCCCAAAUCAUAGCGAAACAUUUUUGAAAUUCUCAAAAACAAUGAAACGUUUUGGUGGCAAUGGAAAUAAUCGUGAUGAUGAUAAACGUAAAAAAUAUCAACAAGAAUCACCAUGGUCAUCGUCAUCAUCAUCUAGCGGCACUUCAAAAUCAUCAUCAUCAUCAUCAUCAUCUUUGAAAGACCGUUACAAUGAUGCUUUUCGUCGUCCAAAUGAUCCACCAGGUCGUGAUUAUUAUGCUGAAGCUGAACGCCGAUUACGACAAGAACAACAAGAAGCGGAACGAAAACGACGUGAAGAAGAAAAAAAACGUGAAGAACUUGAUCGAUUAUAUCGUAUGACUGAAGGUACAUGGAGUCAAAAUAAAGGUCGACAAUGGAGACCGUAAUGUGACAAAUAAAGUCGGUCGCUUUGCUAUAAAUUUAACAAACAAACAAAAAAAAAUACAAUAAUCCCAAUAUAUCCCAAUUUUUUUU
Molecule: messenger RNA, 589 nt
Organism: Dermatophagoides farinae (American house dust mite)
Lineage: Eukaryota; Metazoa; Arthropoda; Arachnida; Sarcoptiformes; Pyroglyphidae
Source: RefSeq, a predicted model, not a curated record